AUGUCCACUUCUCCAUCUGACACGACCGAUAGGCCACCUCACGUCCUCAUCUCCGGUGCUGGCCUUGCUGGGUUGUUCCUUGGUAUCCUUCUCGAGAAAGCAGGGAUUCCCUACAACAUCUAUGAACGUGCUGCCGAAAUCAAGCCAAUCGGGGCUGUGAUGUGCUUGGCACCCAACAUCCUCGCGGCGUUCGAGCAAUUGGGACUAUAUGAGGAGCUCAUGUCGUUCUCAAAGAAGGGUAUCUACUCAACCUACUACACCGACCGGUUGGAAGUUAUUGCCACACAUGACAGCACCGACGGUGAUCUUAAGGUUCACAUGUCCAGCCAGAUUGCAUCCUUUGAGCAGGACAAAGGGGGCGUAACGAUCACCCUUUGUGACAACACAACCGUUCGGGGCGACAUCUUGGUUGGCGCAGAUGGAGCACACAGUGCAGUCCGCAACCACCUCUACCAGACGCUGGAUAAACAAGGGCUCCUCCCCAAGUCUGACACCGAGGCCAUGAGCGUGGGGUAUGUUUCUUUGUUGGGAACAACCGAAGUUCUUGAUCCUGCCAAGUACCCCGGCCUGUUGAAGGACGACUGCGAAACUUCCUUCAUCAUUGGUGACAAAAAAAACCCCUACACCUGGGCAACAUUCACGGUCCCUGGCAAUAAGAUCUGUUGGAACGUCAUUAUCCAGCUCGGUCUCUCCUCGAUCGCUGAUGAAGAAGUCGGAUCCUCAGACUGGGUCGCUCAGGAUAACCAAGUGAUGAUGGAUUCGAUCCGUCACUUCUCGACUACAUAUGGAACAAUGGGCGACCUGUUUGAUGUCACUCAGUCCGAUAGGGUCUCCAAGGUCUUUUUCGAGGACAAGCUGUUCGAGACAUGGAAUCAUGGACGAGUCGUCUUAAUUGGCGAUGGAGCAGUCAAUGCCAUGCAGGACGCAGUUCUCAUCGCCAACCAUAUCUACGACAUCAAGCCAACGACUCAUGAGAAUAUUCAGACCGCUUUGAAUGAGUACAAGGAAGAGCGCUUCGACGCGAUCAAGGAUCAGUAUCCUCAAUCGCACAUCAGUGCCCAAUUGAUGUAUGGACACACACUCUAUGAGCGUAUUCUCCGACAGGUUAUUUUCAACUGGAUGCCCAAGUCGGUGAUGAGGAGGCAGUUGUCCAAGAAUACGGCCUACCGGCCUCAGGCAAACUUUUUACCUCAGGCGCCCAAGCGAGGUAAUCUGGGUAUCAUCCCUCAAUGGCCUUCAAAGCGCAUCCAAGACGAAAAGGAGGAUCCGAAAAAUGUCGCUGCUACUGCUACUGCUGUUUAA
Linnemannia hyalina is the source of this 1302-nucleotide messenger RNA. The record is from the annotation of a GenBank genome assembly. NCBI's taxonomy places the organism in Eukaryota, Fungi, Mortierellomycota, Mortierellomycetes, Mortierellales, Mortierellaceae.